Uloborus diversus is the source of this 1352-nucleotide messenger RNA. Its product is annotated as ribonuclease P protein subunit p40-like. The transcript has 8 exons. Gene Ontology annotation, molecular function: ribonuclease MRP activity; ribonuclease P activity. Gene Ontology annotation, biological process: tRNA 3'-end processing; tRNA 5'-leader removal; endonucleolytic cleavage in ITS1 to separate SSU-rRNA from 5.8S rRNA and LSU-rRNA from tricistronic rRNA transcript (SSU-rRNA, 5.8S rRNA, LSU-rRNA). Lineage: Eukaryota; Metazoa; Arthropoda; Arachnida; Araneae; Uloboridae. Gene Ontology annotation, cellular component: multimeric ribonuclease P complex; ribonuclease MRP complex. The coding region runs from base 250 to 1296 and encodes 348 amino acids. The record is from RefSeq and is a predicted model, not a curated record.
CAAACAUCACGUUUUUGAAUUUUUCUAUUCUGCUAGACUUAUUUUCGUGUCAUUGGUCGUUUAACUUUGCGGUAAUAAAACUAACGAACAGAGAAGUCAAUUAUGACAUUUAUACACAUCAUUUUCGUUUGAUUACUCUUUCAAAUUCGGAUGUUUAAACAAAAGAAAUAGGAACUAGUUCGAUGCUUGCUUUGUCGCUUUCUAACUUUACGCCGUGAUAAGUCAAGUUAUUUAUUAAAUUAAUUAGUAAUGCAGUGUUUUAAGCCUCCUGCUCAUCGACUAAAUUUCAAUCGAAUGAAAGAAGACGAUUUGGUCAAGAGCAAUAACUUUUUGAAUUCUUUUCCCUUCCAUUCUAUACAUUUGUUUGUACCUAAUGCAAAAUUUCAGAGUGAAUGUGAAAACAUACUGUCAUCAAAACCUGACGUGUACUUCAUUUGUAAAGAUGUCACAGCUUCUUCUCUGUUGGAAAAAGAAUUUGUGGAAUAUUUUGUCAAGAAAGGUUCUCUCUGGGCUAUUACUCAAAAUGAUAAUGCAGAAACUGAAAAUUCCUUAGCUGUUUUACCAUCAGGCAAACUGGUAAUAUCAUUAGAGACGGAGAUCGCCGAGUGCUUGUCAUUGAACAAAAUAGGUUCUAAAAAAAAGAGGAAAAAGGAAAAAAGCUUCACAAGUUAUGAAAUUAGUUUAAAGACGAUUACUUCAACCUCAGAGAAAAAAAUAUAUGAGAAGACAUUGUCUGAAUUAGCAAAAAUUAAUCAUAUAUCUUUUACAAUUUGUCUGAAGUGGAUACCUUCAGAAAACGUAUGUCCACAAUCCAUCAAAACAUACUUUGAAACGCACGGCUACAAGUACCUAGUUUGUGAGCCUUCUCACACACAUGCAUCUAAACAUUGCAUUCCUGCACCUCUCAUCACUUCUGAAGCAUUUGAAUCGGAUACUUGUGAACAUAUUUUGGAGUGGAUUGGAGCUCUGACAUGCGGAGUUGAGUAUUCUGAAUCUCUAGACAAUUAUACCAGUAAAUUCACAGUACCAGAGCCAUCUAGUGUUAUAGACAAAUUACAAAUUGAUUCUUGGAAGGGAUUUUAUUCAAAAGCAGACUUUAUUCAUCUUCAUCAGGAAAUUAAGAAAAUAUUUAUGAAAAAUUCCUCGACCCAGUUUGUUGCUGUGUGUAUUGAUGGUUAUCAAGAUUGUUACCUAGAAUGCAGUGGUUUUGGCCAUUUCAGUGCAGCUGAUAAACUUGCUUGCAUAAUUUUUUUCCCAUCGGCAGAUUGUUGGGUUUUAACACUAAAUUUAAGAUGAAUGUUACAAUAAAACAUUUUAUAUUAGAUUGACUUUUUUUUUCUGUAGCCUAUUUU